AAUCCACAACGGGACGAUAAAAUAAAUUCACUCUGAGAACUGCGAAAGUGUAAAUAUAAGCGAGCGAGAGAGAGAAAGGGGAAGCCAAAACAGAAUUUCUCUCUAAAAACCUUAUCCGUUUAUCUUGAGCUCCGUCCAUGGCGUCGCUGUUACUCGGAGCUUUCCCAAUAGCUUCGCAAUCUCUUGGUCUCGGCUCUCGCAUUUCGUUUUCCCAAUCUGAAACCCUAGCCUCGCCGUUUUCAUCUUCCACCGCUUCGAUUUCAGUCUCCGCCACUACUACCACUACUCCAUCGGUCCCCUUAGUGUACUGUGGUAGAGGUGAUAAGAAGACUGAAAGAGGAAAGCGUUUCAAUCACUCCUAUGGCAAUGCGAGGCCGAGGAACAAGAAGAAAGGGAGAGGACCACCAAGGCUACCGGUUCCUCCGUCGCCACCUAGAAAAGAUAAGUAUGAAGACAAUGAAGUUGUGAAGAUUGAAAUUGAUGAAUCUCUCUUUUCCAACUAAUAUUCAAAUAUUGUUUAAGACCCAUAAAAGCUUUUCUUAACUUCAAUUUCUACUGUAAUUUCUGAACCGUCAAUUUCUUUUUUAUCGCUCCUGUUUGUACGAAUUUCACAUACAAUGAUUCUAUUUGUGACGCAAUUUGUUAUCUUGCUGCUAA
Molecule: messenger RNA, 657 nt
Organism: Ziziphus jujuba (common jujube)
Lineage: Eukaryota; Viridiplantae; Streptophyta; Magnoliopsida; Rosales; Rhamnaceae
Product: small ribosomal subunit protein bTHXc
Exons: 3
Coding region: 138-503 (121 amino acids)
Biological process (GO): plastid translation
Cellular component (GO): ribosome; plastid
Source: RefSeq, a predicted model, not a curated record